This is a messenger RNA of Tribolium castaneum (red flour beetle), 3612 nucleotides long. RefSeq lists its product as uncharacterized. Gene Ontology annotation, biological process: cell adhesion. Bases 89 to 3571 code for a protein of 1160 amino acids. Gene Ontology annotation, cellular component: endoplasmic reticulum membrane; plasma membrane. Lineage: Eukaryota; Metazoa; Arthropoda; Insecta; Coleoptera; Tenebrionidae. The transcript has 13 exons. Gene Ontology annotation, molecular function: carbohydrate binding. The record is from RefSeq and is a predicted model, not a curated record.
AUUGGGAUCUGAACCGCGGAAGCAAAAUCCCUAAAUCCGACAUGUCAAAAAUUAUCUCUGUUAUUUAAAUUGAAUUAAUUUCGUAAAAAUGAAUAAACUAUGCGUGUUUUUGUUCGUUUUCUUUUACGUUGUGCUCCGGGCAACGUCCGAUAACAUCCUGGGAUGCGGGGGCUUCGUUAAAAGCCACGUCCCGAUUGACUUUUCCAAAGUGGAAGUAAAAUUGCUUACGAAGCAGGGGAUUCUCAAAGACAAGAUCAACUGCGCCCCCAAUAACGGCUACUACUUCGUCCCUUUGUACGACAAAGGCGAAUACAUUUUGGAGCUGGAACCUCCGCCCGGCUGGAGCUUCACUCCGACUAGGGUCGACUUAGUCGUCGACGGCGUUACGGACCUCUGCAGUCAGGGCAAAGACAUCGAUUUUAAUUUCAAAGGGUUCGGGAUCACUGGAAGGGUUGAAAGCUUGGGGAGCGACAGUGGCCCUGAAGGGGUCGAGGUCGAGUUAAAGUCUAGCUCGGAAGUGCGGAAAACUACGACUAGCAGUGGGGGCAGCUUUUUUUUCACCCCCGUGUAUCCCGGCAAUUACGUCGUGAAAAUUUCCACCUCCAAAUGGAAAGUUUAUAAAGACAGUGUUAAUGUUGUGGUGGCUGAAGGCAACACAGAAUUGGCUGCGAAAAGCUUGAUUAUACAAGGGUAUGACGUCGUGGGGGCGGUUAAGGACGAAGGGGAGCCAAUCAAGGACACGACUGUUGUCCUGUAUGCUCAAACAUCUAACACUGACUUAAAAAUCGAUGGUUGUGAUAAAUCGCCCCUGUCUGGUUUAAAAUCAGCCAAUAGGCCGCUGUGUCACGUUAAAACAAACGACCAGGGGGUGUUUACUUUUGGCACUUUGCCUUAUGGGAAAUAUUACGUUGCCCCGUUUUACAUUGAACAGAACAUUUAUUACCAGCCUGAUUCCAUUCCGUUCACUGUCGAGCACGGAAGUGUGAAACUUAAGGAGAAUUUUGAGAUCAUCGGUUUUAACGUAAAUGGGCGUGUCUUGAAGUCGUCUAAUGGCAAGCCCUUACCUAAAGCUAGAGUAUUUCUAAACGGCAAAGAAGUAACUCAGACUGAUUCAAACGGGGUUUAUAAGCUUCAAAGACUGAAAGCUGGGACGUACAACUUACACGUGAUUGCCGAUAAUUUCCUCUUUAAAGAAGUUGCGGUUAAAAUGAACCCUAACAGUCGAAUCCCGGAUUUGGUACCAACAUCGUACCAAGUUUGCGGCAGUGUUGUCAGUGAUAAGUCGCAAAGCGUCACUUUUGCACAAAUUGGGAGUACCAAAGUCAUUACAACGUUAUCAGAUAUGAAUUCGGGUCAGUUUUGCGAGUACUUAAGUCCGGGGAAGUACCAAGUUCAAGUGGUGGUUGAUAGCGCAGAUUCACAAAAAGGGAUGCAAUUCUUCCCCAAAGUGCAGAACAUUGAAGUUAGCUCGGAGCAAGUCGGUUCUAUUAUUUUUUCGCAGCUAAAAGCCACAGUCACCGGAAAAGUUCAGUGCAUUAGUAAGAAGGACUGUCAAGGGUUGAAGGCCAUUCUGAAGCCUAGUGGCGAAAAAAACGAAAUCGUAACUAACAUUUCUGACGACUCUUACAAAAUUGCCGACAUAUAUCCCGGAAUUUACGAGAUCACAAUAAGCGAUAACAAGUUGUGUUGGAAGUCUAAUAAGCAAACAGUCAACGUCAAUAAUAUCAACGUUGAAGUUCCUACUUUUGUCCAAGUUGGCUAUUCGGUCGUAUUUAGUUCGUCUCAUGAUACACAGGUCACCUAUAAAAUCCCCGGUCAAAAUCAGGAAAAUACGAUCAAAAUAAACAAAGGCAAACUAGCUUAUUGCUUAGAAAAGGCUGGGGCUUACACAUUUCACUUAAAGAGUUGUCACAGUUACGAAUCCUCUUCUGUGAGCUAUAACACUGAUUCGGCAACAAACGAAAUAUUUUUGAAUGCGCAAAAACACACCGUGACUUUACUGAUCGAGUCUGAGACCAAACACGGUGAUGUAACUGCGACCAUUAAUCUGGACGGAGUAAAAACCCAAAGUCCACCUCUUCCGUUUGUUAAAAACGGUUACGAAAUCCAAUUAUUGCUAAGUCCGAGCGAAACGGCCGUGAUUAUUCCCCAAUCGGAUGUUUUAUAUUUUAGCCCCCCCAUUCUUUCAAUUAGUGGCAGUACCGACUGCGAAAAUUUAGGGGCUAAGUUUAAAGCUGUCUUAGGGGUGGUGUUCCAAGGGAAAAUAAUACCGCCCCUUCCGGGGGUUCUAGUCACCGUCGAGACCGAAAAUUUCGACACUCUAAUGGCAGAAACGGACGCCAACGGAGUUUACAAAUUCCCACCUUUGGACAAAUCCAAGUCGUACAAAAUCGCAGCAAAGAAAGAUUCCUACGUUUUAGUUGGACCGAACAAUGACGGGAAUUUCCUCGCACACAAAUUGGCCGAAAUCGUUAUCGAAGUGGUUGAUAAGAACGACAAUGCCCCCCUACAAGGAGCUUUACUUUCGCUGUCAGGCGGGGACAGUUACCGGAGCAACUUGCAGACAAACGAGAACGGGAAAAUCACUUUCCACUCUCUAAGCCCGGGAGAGUACUUCUUGCGGCCGAUGAUGAAAGAGUACAGUUUCGAGCCGAGCUCGAAAAUCAUCAAAGUCAACGAGGGCCAAACCGUCAACGUGAAGCUAACUGGUAAACGGGUCGCUUACAGCGCCUACGGCCAGGUGACUUCGCUGAACCGCGAACCGGAGGAAAACAUAGUGGUUGUGGCGCUAGGUGUCGGCAAUUGCAGUCACUUUUCGGAGGAGUCAACGUCGGAAAGUUCGGGGUUGUUCCGAAUCCGCGGUCUCCAGCCCUUCUGCUCGUACGACAUCACCGUCAAGAGCAGUCCGAAUGCAAUCGAACGGAGCGCCCCUAAGGUCGUCCACGUGGAGCGGGUGUCCCAGGACAUCCACGGCUUGCAGCUUGUGAUUUUCCGGCCGGCGACCCACAUGGACUUGCUUGUGAAGGUUUACGCCAAAAAUCCCGAGCAUUACAAGAGCUUGAGGCUCAAAGUUGUGUGCGAGACGGCUUCUUCGGGCAUUGUUUACACAGGGCGUGUGGAUACGUCUUCGAUUGCGAUCACUGCUGAUUACAACCAAGGGGUUUUAGUGCAAGUGCCACCGUUGCCGCUGGACGGGAAAACCUACUCAGUGCACUUAGAAUCUAACUUGAAUAAUAAGCUCGAACCUGAACCUGAAACUUUCAUCGCGAAUUCGUCUUUUAAAUACGUCGAGCUUGAUUUUAUCGUCAAAAGUAGCAUGGUUGAGCAGGAGAUUAAGCAAACAUCGAUUUGGACGCUUGUCUUGAUUUUUAGUAUCAUGUUCGCGGUUUACAAUAUCGAUAAAGUUAGUCAGUUUUUGAAAGAAAUGUUGGGCGGAUACGUAUCAGAUUUUCUCAAUUCUGCCAAUAAAAAAUCCGCGACUAGUGAUUACAGUGGCGAUAAUGAUGAUAUUGAUCAAAUUGUUCAAAGUAUUAAUGCUGUGAAAAGAAAACCCAAACCUAAGAAAAAUUAAAUGUUAUGUGGAAUUUUGUUUAAUAAAGGUUUGUUACUCAA